Gongylonema pulchrum is the source of this 914-nucleotide messenger RNA. Lineage: Eukaryota; Metazoa; Nematoda; Chromadorea; Rhabditida; Gongylonematidae. The record is from the annotation of a GenBank genome assembly.
CUGGGCUGCAGUAAAAUUGUUUCAGCACGUCAGCCGGGUGAGUGGUGUCAGUAUUCGCAGCAGUGUGAUGCGGUCGAGCUCGGAUCACUGUGCCAGAAUGAGCGAUGUCAGUGCGCACCGGGAAUGCUUCGAAAUGGACAUUCUUGCUCGUUUGUGGAUCGUAAAUGUGUGAUACGUGGAUACGUGUGGAUUCCCGAGAUUGGCGAAUGCUUGCAAGUGCUACAGCCGGGCGCCAUUGGAUGCAGUCAUUCAGCGCAGUGUUCGGUAGCGGCACACGGUGCAUACUGCAGUCGGCAUACGUGCACCUGUCCGGAAGGUCUUGUGCCAAGCGAUGGAACAUGCGGCAAGCAGUGCCCGGCGGGCUUCACGUUCUCCUCUGUAACUGGACAAUGUAUUCCACCGGAUCUUGGCGACGGCCUUGACCAUCUUUACGCAACGAUCUUGAGUUACUAUGUGUUCGAUCACAUUCCCAGGCCGUUGGCUCAGAGGCGUCAAAGUUCGUUUAACUUGUCCUUUUACAAUUUGUUCUGUUUUGCAGUGGUUCGACCUGGUGAACAGUGCUUUUAUUCGACGCAGUGCGAAGCGGAGAACGCCGAAAUGAUUUGCGAUCGGAGUAUAUGUCGCUGCCCCAACAACAAAUUAUUCACGGGCGCAACGUGUGCCGAAAACUGCCCGCCGGGUUAUAUGGAAGCGAACGGAAUCUGCAAGCAAGGAUGCGAUCCGACACAAGUUGAGCACAAUGGCAGAUGCUAUGAUCAGGUGGCAGCUGGACAAAGUUGUGUGUUGAAUUCGCAGUGCACCGGAGGAACCAGCUGUGUGAAUGGAUUUUGUAUCUGCCCUGCAUCAAUGACUAUCAGAGGAGGAUCGUGUCGUCAAAGUAAUCUCUUUAGCACAUCGUUACUUGUACGAUGACC